UGCCAGUCUUGACUCUUGUAUUCUCAAUAAUGGCUGAUACAAUUAUGAAAUUCGGUGUGGAGCCAUGGAAUUUUGCCGAGCUUGUCGAAGCCUUCAAACAGGCUCCACUCUAUCACUUGGCUUUUGAGGCGAUUCUUGUUGUCUUUAUCAUUCGUCUGAUCUUCUCAAAGAGCUACUCAAUUGAAUCAACUGUCAAACUAACAGAAGCAGAAAAAGAACAGCUUAUCCAGGAGUGGGAGCCCGAACCCUUGGUCCCACCUGUAGACAAAAACCAUCCAGCCCUUCACUAUAAAGUAAUUACUAAACAAGGCAACAACAAGCUUGUUGUGGAUGGCAAGGAAGGCAUUAAUGUUGGGACUUUCAACUUCUUAGGAAUGCUUGGAAGAAAAGAAACAGAGGAUGCAGCAAUAGAGACAAUGAGAAAGUAUGGAGUGGGUACUUGCGGGCCUAGAGGCUUUUUCGGGACCAUGGAUGUACAUCUAAACUUUGAGGAGAAGAUGGCUCAACACAUGGGUGUGGAGGAAGCCAUCUUGUAUUCCUAUGGAUUCUCAACGAUUGCCAGUGCUAUCCCAGCCUACGCCAAGAAGGGUGAUCUGGUCUUCUGUGAUGAAGGGGUUUGCUUUGCCAUUCAGAUGGGUCUGUUAGCCUCUCGAAGCAAGCUCAAAUUCUUCAAGCAUAACGACAUGGAAGACCUAGAGAGACUCUUGAAAGAGCAAGCUGUAGAAGAUAAAAAGAAUCCUAAGAAGGCCAAAGUGAUGAGGAAAUUCAUUAUAGUAGAAGGACUAUACGUGAAUCAUGGGACCAUUGUCGAUGUGGAGAAAUUGAUUGAAUUGAAGUACAAGUACAAGGUGCGUAUCUUCAUGGAUGAAUCCAUGUCAUUCUUCGUGCUUGGAAAGACGGGGAGGGGUGUCACGGAGCAUGCUGGUGUUGAUAUAACUGACAUUGAUCUUAUAUCUGUUUCAAUGGAAGCAGCUUUAGGCACCAUGGGAGGAUUCUGCCUUGGUACUAGAUACGUAGUAGAUCAUCAACGUCUGUCCGGUCUUGGAUACUGUUUUUCAGCCUCCCUUCCUCCCAUGCUUGCCACAGCAGCCAGCACGGCAGUAGAUAUCACACAGAAAGAAACGGAUAUAUUCAACAAGCUUAGAGCAAACAGCGAAUUUGUUCAUGUACAACUUUCAGGAAUGCCUGGCUAUCGGUUGGAUGGUGACUCCAUCUCACCUAUCAAACAUCUGAGGUUGGAAGAGACCAGUGGAAAUUGGCAGAAAGAUCAAGCUUUCCUAGAAAAGAUUGUAGUCAAGGCACUAGAUGAAGGUGUGGUUCUUACUGUGGCAAGAUAUCUAGAGGAAGAAGAAGCUUUCUUACCACCACCGAGUAUACGUCUUGCGGUCAAUGUGACGCUGACUGAUGACCAGCUAACCAAGAUUACAUCGGUCAUCAGACUCUUGGCGGCGGCUGCUCUAAGAGAGAAAUCAGGGGAGGAAUAGAUACGAUUGAAAGAAAUAGAGAAUUGGAAAGAGAGCAAGAGAUAGGAAGAUUGGUUCAUAGAGAUAGAGAAGUAGACUGAUAGAUGGAGAGAGUUAGCGAGUGAGGGAGGUAGAAAAAUUUGGGAGAGAGGGAGAGAUAGGGAAAGAGAGAGAGAGGAAGGGAAAACGGAGUAUGCAGAGGUAAAGUAUAGAAAUAAGAGAAAGACAAAAUUAACCCAAAAGACAACACCAUUCACUGAAUACAUGUGCAAGGUUUCACUCCUCACCAGCAUAUUAUUGUACACAGAAUCAUUGGUAGUAAACACUCAGACAUCAUGCAAAUUUAAAAUGUAUUUUUAUAUCAAAUUUGUUGUUAUUAAGAUGUUGUCCCCCACCCUUUUGGUUAUAAAUAUCUUUUGAAAAAUCAACAGUUGGAUUAGUAGACGAAACAUAUUACUCCUACCUGAAAUAUCAUGCACAACUGCAUGUACAUGUGCUAGUACCCGCAGGUGCUCCUUUGUUAAUGUUAAUUAUUUAUUUGUUUUAAGUGUUUUGUUCUAAGCUUUUAAUUGUUUGAAAAGAGGUUGGCAAAUACUAUGAAAACCACUUCUUUCAUACAAGGGCAUUUCCAGAUAACUACUGAUAAUUAUUGAUGUAAUAAUAAUUAAUUUGAUAUACAUGUAUUUCCACCUGUAUAUCAAAUUAAUCUGCUUACUAACCCUGCAUAAGCUUGGAAGCGAGAAAAAUACCAUCCGAUUAAAUAUUUUUAUAUUUCCACUUAUUCCUGGCCAAAGUUCAUUCCUCAAAACGCUCUGUGCUUGCAACAUACAGUAUGAUGGGCAAGUCAUGGUAUUUCGGUGGCAUUCGUGUAGUUUUCAGUUACGUAUUUUCUUCUUUUACAAGAAAUAUCACUUGUUUCAGUUUGCCAUUUGAACUGUUUUCCACGGGUUUCAUACAGGGAUGACCAGGACCUUGGGUCACAAAAAACUGAUAAAUCCAAUGAAUUUCAUCUGUAAUAAUACAUAGAUAGAUAAAUGGUAUUUAUUGUGAUAAAAAUUCAAUUAGCAGCCAAAGUCUGAAAUACAUGAAUUUGUACAGAGUAAAAUUUCAGUAAACAAACAAGCAAAACAGUAGAAAAAAAUAACAAAGUACAAUAUAUUAUAUUGGAAAGGGGAUACAAACAUGUAAUCUCAUCAAUAAUAAAUUUUGUUUAAUUUCCAAGGUCUCCCAUGCAAUAAAGCUGCAUAUUUAACUUACACAAAGCCACCUUCCUACUUCAUGUCUACCAUUCUUUCUGGUCAUUCUAUCUUUCCCUCCUGAAAUAG
Lytechinus variegatus (green sea urchin) is the source of this 2788-nucleotide messenger RNA. RefSeq names its product serine palmitoyltransferase 1-like (gene sptlc1). The transcript has 14 exons. Bases 30 to 1484 code for a protein of 484 amino acids. Gene Ontology annotation, molecular function: serine C-palmitoyltransferase activity; pyridoxal phosphate binding. Gene Ontology annotation, cellular component: endoplasmic reticulum. NCBI's taxonomy places the organism in Eukaryota, Metazoa, Echinodermata, Echinoidea, Temnopleuroida, Toxopneustidae. The record is from RefSeq and is a predicted model, not a curated record. Gene Ontology annotation, biological process: sphingosine biosynthetic process; ceramide biosynthetic process.